Candida tropicalis MYA-3404 is the source of this 1917-nucleotide messenger RNA. It is a transcript of the gene HMI1, whose product is annotated as ATP-dependent 3'-5' DNA helicase. Gene Ontology annotation, biological process: recombinational repair. Lineage: Eukaryota; Fungi; Ascomycota; Pichiomycetes; Serinales; Debaryomycetaceae. Gene Ontology annotation, cellular component: nucleus. Bases 1 to 1917 code for a protein of 638 amino acids. Gene Ontology annotation, molecular function: 3'-5' DNA helicase activity; hydrolase activity; ATP binding. The record is from RefSeq and is a predicted model, not a curated record. The transcript has a single exon.
AUGGAGCUUACCAAAUCACAAUUAAAGGUGGUCAAUCAUUCGUAUGAUCCUAAAACAGUAUUGUCUGUACAGGCUGGACCAGGUACAGGUAAGACAUUAACCUUGAUCCACCGUGUGAAAAAAUUGCUCGAAGAUGGUAUGGAUCCAAAGGAAAUCGUGGUAUUAUCUAUGACAAAUAGAACUGUCAAAUCAUUUAGGCAAGCAUUAGCAGGGUUAAUUGGAGAGGAAGCUGAACAAAUUCGAAUUCAAACAUUCCAUUCAUUUGCUAAUUCAUUAAUUGAGAACUAUUCUGGUGAUUAUUUCCCUGAUAAAGGUGCACAAAUUUUAGUUAAUGAUACAAGUUUCAGAGGAUAUACUAAUCUUUUCAUGGAUAUUAAAAGUAAAAGACCUCGUGCAUUUGAAAAGGCCAUCCUAGCUGUAAAGUCAGGUGAAGAUAUAGAUGAAAUGUCAAAGAAAUUUAAGGUUGACAAGAAUGAUUUGGAAGAUACCAUUAGAAGAUUUCAUGAAAAUGGGAUCUUAACAUAUCAUGAUUUCAUAUCUAGUGCAAUCGAAUUGAUUGAUGUGUCACAAGGAGAAAUAGUUAAAGAUGUUCUGGUAUUUAUUGUUGACGAAUUUCAAGAUAUGCAGCCUGAAUUAGUGAAAUUUAUUGAGAAGUUGAUCGAAUUUGAUGGGAAACAUAUCACCUUAGCCGGAGAUCGUAAUCAAUGUAUUUAUGGAUUCCUUGGAUCAUACCCUGAGAUAACCCGAAAUUUCAUUAAAAGAUUGAAAUGGAAAUAUGAUGAGAUCUUUUUGAAAGAAUCGUUUCGUCUUACACCAGAGAAUAUGGUAAUUGCCAAUUCGUUAAUGUCAGAAGAUACCCAUUUGAUUUCCAUGAAGGAGUCAUCUGCAGAACCUUUGAUUGUAGAUAUUGAAUCUCCUCAAACGGAAUAUAAUUUUAUUGCUCGUGAAAUCUAUAGAUUGAUUUUACAACUGGGUGGAUUGUUAAAAUUUUCUGAUUUUAUUGUACUUGCCAGGUCCAAUAAAGAAGUUGAAACCAUAGCUAACUUUGUGACAUCUGAAUACGGAUAUAAUGUCAAUAGAUUUACCCUGGGAAAUGACUGGAUCAACUCAAAAGUUCAUAUAUUUUUGGAUAUUUUAGAUGUAUUACGGAAAAGCAAAGGGUCUGAUAUGGCUUUCUUAUUCAUACUUCAAAAUUUGGGGAUUCUGAAAAUAUUCUUGAGAAAGUUAUACGAGAAGUAUGAGGUAUGGGAUUCUCAUAAACAAAUUCGAUUUGAGGAUUUUUUAAAAUUACCAAAAGUAAAGGAUUUAUUCAAUACUGACCGUCGUCUAAAGAGCAAAUCAAUUAUUGAUAAUUUUAUUGGAAUAAUUGCAGAAGAACGUCAAAUAUUUACUAAUCCAGUCGAGGUGAUGAUAUCAUUAUCCAGAAUCAUCAAUGAAACCAGUCUAAUUAAUUACUUGAACAAAACAGACGAUACCAAAGAUAAAGAGUCGUCAUUUGGGUUGGCGGACAAUCUUGAAGGUUUCCACAGGUCAUUAAAAGCAUCUUAUUUGAAAAAUCCAUCCUUAGAAUAUUUCUUGCGUAAUUAUCAAGAUGAGGAGCCGAGAUUAGAUGAUAAUGCUAUUAAUAUAUCCACAAUUCAUAAAGCUAAGGGGUUGGAAUUCCCUGUGGUGUUUCUUACAAAAAGUCGAUUACAAUUUGCUAAAACUGAAGAGGAGAAGAGAUUGUUAUACGUAGCCAUGACAAGAGCAAAGAACUUGUUGUAUUGUAAUUUGUCCAAACAAGAACGUGGAGUACCUGUAGUUGUCAAUCCUUCUUGGAUUUAUAACACUGCAAGAGAUUUAAAUAGACCUUGUCCUACAAUGAGACAUUUGGUUCAUGGCCAACGUAUUUUUAAAACCAUUCUGUCGGUUAUAUAA